AUCUUGAAACUGCAGAAGACUCUUUGAUGGCUCAGCGGCUUAGAUGGCUUGAUCAUCUAGAACGUAUGGAAGAUCAUCGUCUGCCCAAGCAGCUGCUUCAUGCGUGGCUACCAUCAACUCGUCCAGCGCAUGGGGUCAGACUAAGGUGGAAAGACAGGAUUGUAAAAGACCUCAAAAUGGUUGGCCUAACAAGCACCUGGUCCCAGCUUAUGCAGGACAGGCAGAAGUGGAAGAACGUCUGUGCUAGCAAAAUUAACUCAAUCGUCACUUCAAGAGUAGAACUAGAAAAUGCCCAAAGUAGUCAGAAGGCUCGUGACAGAGCCGAUCCCAGCAGAUGUCAAGACCAACAGCCUCUGCUGUGCACUACCUGCAAGCGACUGUUUAAGUCACAAACAGGGAAAAAAGACACAAUUGCAACAGAGAACAAAAUCGCCCAGAUCCCGGGAACGAGCAAAGGCCGGAAUCAAGUGCGACAGAUGCAGUUGUUUAUUCACACGAGAGAGUGACAAGAAAAGACAUAAAUGCCAUCAAUGUAUUUAGAUUUGUAACGUAUUUACCAGAUAGUGACUUCUUUUUCCUACGCUUUUUACGUUUCGCCAUCAUCCAUGUGGAUGGGCAGUUGAAGGUUGAAUGUUGAAGGUGUGUGUGUGUGUGUGUGUGUG
Messenger RNA from Corticium candelabrum, 662 nucleotides. RefSeq lists its product as uncharacterized. The record is from RefSeq and is a predicted model, not a curated record. The transcript has a single exon. NCBI's taxonomy places the organism in Eukaryota, Metazoa, Porifera, Homoscleromorpha, Homosclerophorida, Plakinidae. The coding region runs from base 27 to 506 and encodes 159 amino acids.